ACUUAUCAGGUAGGAUUAAGUCUAGUGGCGUCUACUCUUCCGUUCAAUUUGAAAUUUUUGGUCUCAACUUUACCUAACAUUUGUGUGAGAUACCUACUCCAUAAUUGACUGCUCUAAUUUUUUUAUUUAAUAAUGUCUUGAUAAUUUAAGACACAAAUAUAAGUGUAAUUUUACCGAAAAUUGGAUAAAAACUACUUUGAUGGCCUAGGCGUUUGUUUCUGUUCAAAACUCAUUCUACAAGGAGUAUUAAAAUAAAAUGCCUUUAAAGCAAAGUGGUGGUGAUAAAUAUGAUACAGAUACGAAUAUUAAAGCCAGCUCUGUUGAAGAACCAAUAAAAUUGGAUGAUGUGUUGAGAAAUGAGCUUGGAGAGUUUGGGCGGUUUCAGUUUCGAUGUAUGCUCUUAGUGGCAUUGCCUAUAUUAUUGGCGGCUUUAAAAAACGAUUUCGUAUUUUUAGCAGUAGCAACACCACACAGAUGUCAAAUACCAGAAUGUGGUGAAAGCAGUAAACUGCACACCUACAAUCCUGACUGGAUUGUGAACGCAGUACCCGAGACGAGUUCAGGGCUCAAGAGCUGUAGCAGGUAUGCUCCUUACGCUGCUGGAAUCAACGGAUCAUUGGACUACUGCCCAGUUGGUCUCUUUGACCAGGGGAGUACUAUUGACUGUGACGGAUUUGUCUAUGCCAAUGAUAAUAGUAUUGUGUAUGAUUUUGACCUUGGCUGUCAAGAGUGGCUUCGCGCGUUGGCAGGCACAGUAAGCAGUCUUGGAGUGUUACUGGGGUUACCGCUGUCUGGGUACAUCUCAGAUCGAUUUGGUCGAAAGAUAGCUCUAGUGUUCAAUAUUUUUAGUUUAGCGUUCGUUGGUAUGGUCAAAGCUUUUUCAGUAAAUUACACUAUGUUUAUGAUUCUGCAAAUUAUCCAGACAGUGCUUGGUUCAAGCGUCUAUGCAUCAGCAUAUCUUCUUGUGACAGAGUUUGUUGGACAAAAGUAUCGAGUCGCUGCGAGCGCAUCUGCAGCUUCUAUGUACUCGAUUGGCCAAGUGUUGCUUGGCGGAAUAUAUUGGCUUAUUGGUAAUUGGCGUUACACUACAUUGGCCAUAUAUGUUCCAGGCUUGUUCUUGAUUGUAUGUUACUGGUUUUUGCCGGAAAGUAUCCGUUGGCUUCUUUCAAAGAAGAAGUAUGAUGAGGCGAGAAAGAUACUGGAAACUGUAGCAAGGGUAAAUAAAAGAACAAUUAGUGAAAAAACUAUGAAAGCUUUGUUGAAUCCUCCGCAAGCUCCUAUUCGACAUUUAGAGGGAUCGAAACCCGGUUUGAUCCGGACGAUACUACGCUCUCCGGUUUUACUAAGACGAGUAUGUACAACACCUUUUUGGUGGAUUGCCAUGAUUUUUGUCUUUUAUGGACUAUCUAUCAACUCGACCGGACUUUCUGAAACCAUAUACUUAAACUACAUGUUGGCCUGCGCUGUGGAACUCCCUGGUUUCUGCGCCGGUUUUCUAUUACUGGAUAGGAUCGGUAGAAGAGGCACACUUUCUUCUGGAUUCUUCUUUAGCUCCAUAUGCAACAUUCUGUUUAUUAUAAUUCCGCGUGGUAUGUCCACAUUUCGGUUAAUAACUUACCUUCUGGGAAAGUUCGGCAUAGCAAUGGCGAUGACUUCCGUGUACCUGUACACAUCAGAGCUGUACCCUACGGAGUUUCGACACACUCUGCUCGCCUUCUCCUCAAUGAUUGGAAGGAUUGGCUCUAUCGUUGCACCACUUACACCAGUAUUUAUACAAUACUGGCACGGCCUCCCCUCUGCGAUGUUUGGUGCUGUGGGCUUUCUUGGUGGCGUGUUAGUCCUCACUCAGCCUGAAACGCUCGGAACUAAAAUGCCAGAUACAUUGGCUGAAGCUGAAAUGCUCGGCAAGCCGAAAUCCAAGCUGAAAUCUGGACCCUGUUGAUUGAGUUGUCGUUUAUAUUUCAACUUAUUGUCGGCGCCGCCUACGUUCUACAAAAUAUAUACCUACCUAAGUGACCGACUUUUGUCAAAAAUAUGUUAUACAGAUUGCAAUAAAGUCGGCGAAAUUAUCGACUCGAUAUUAUCGAAACAUUGGCGGAGCGCCUUAUUGAGUGAAUACCAUUUUUGGACUAUAUUAUUUAAUGGAGUUUUGAAAACAUAACACAUACUUUGUACAUUAUUGUG
Maniola jurtina (meadow brown) is the source of this 2184-nucleotide messenger RNA. Its product is annotated as organic cation transporter protein-like. Gene Ontology annotation, cellular component: membrane. The transcript has 7 exons. Gene Ontology annotation, molecular function: transmembrane transporter activity. Gene Ontology annotation, biological process: transmembrane transport. Bases 257 to 1942 code for a protein of 561 amino acids. NCBI's taxonomy places the organism in Eukaryota, Metazoa, Arthropoda, Insecta, Lepidoptera, Nymphalidae. The record is from RefSeq and is a predicted model, not a curated record.